ACUCACAUGGUAACAUCGACGCUUCCUCACUCCUUACACGUGGGACCGCCAUUCCUUGGAAUUUUUAGAUUUACUCUCAAAUUAAUUAAUAUUGCGAUCCAGCAUUGGUUCGUCCGCUUAAUUACGGCGAUCUUUAAUCUCGUUUUCCAUUUGGUCUUAACUGAACACUCGUGCACGAGCUAGAAGACUGCAUAAUGGACGUCCAAACAGUUUCGACGAGCUUCCUGACGAAUAAUUAUCAACUUCGUUCACGUGACUUCGAUGGAUGUUUGGUGGAUGUCUCCGACACCAUGCGUCCUGAACACAAUGAUCAAAAAAUCAUGUGGACUAGUGCCAGCCUUGUGUCAUUUUUAUUGAUGUAUAAUAUUAAUGAGCACACUGAGGACGAGCUGAGGGAUCUGCUCUCGAAGAACUGCAACACCACAUACGGCGACAUCCCACCCCUUACUGCCCUUGCCUGGCAGUCGAGGAACCCCUUACACGCCGACAGAAUUUUACGCAUGGCUCGAAUGCUGAUCGAAAAUGGAGCAGAGCCAACUUUUGUGUCAAGAAUAUCGUGCAGAUCUCUGUACACCAUCCCGGACGCAAUAUCUCUGGCCGUCUUUGCUCGCUGCGUGCCCCUCCUACGAAACCUUUUGAUGUACUGGUGGCCCAGUCCUGUGUACGUCCUGGACAGCGUGAUCGGACGCAAGGUGGAAUAUUUUAAAUUUCUGUUCCCAAUGCUGAUUGAAUUUGGUCUUCCCCAUGGAAAAAGAAUUUGCUCUGUAAUUGAAACCUUCAUUGAGAAUGUAAUUCAAAUGAAACUGUAUCAAGAAAAUGACGAAGGCACGUGGCAAGGCUUUCUGAAACAAAUGCGCCGCAAGCCCAGCUCUCUAAAGCAGUUGAGCAGAAUAGCUCUCCGCAGUUCGAUUGGUUGCAGUUCGUCGAGUGGGCAGGAGUUGUUUCAAAAGAUUGAAAGCCUGAGGAAUAGGUUGCCACCAACGCUUCACAAUUAUGUGUCUUUGAGAGAGAGAGAUGAAAAGAGCGGUUCCUAUAAUCAAACAACAUGAUGUUACUUUAUAUCAAUCGGUUUGUGUGAUUUUAAAUUUCCAAAUGAAUGAUCUGAUAGUUCAAAUAAUAAACUUAAUUCUUUC
Messenger RNA from Cloeon dipterum, 1133 nucleotides. RefSeq lists its product as uncharacterized. Lineage: Eukaryota; Metazoa; Arthropoda; Insecta; Ephemeroptera; Baetidae. The record is from RefSeq and is a predicted model, not a curated record. The coding region runs from base 195 to 1049 and encodes 284 amino acids. The transcript has 3 exons.